Molecule: messenger RNA, 655 nt
Organism: Arabidopsis lyrata subsp. lyrata
Lineage: Eukaryota; Viridiplantae; Streptophyta; Magnoliopsida; Brassicales; Brassicaceae
Exons: 1
Coding region: 75-437 (120 amino acids)
Source: RefSeq, a predicted model, not a curated record
UUUCACAACAAACAAUCUACACACACAACAACAACAACAACAACAACAACAACAACAACAAUAACAACAACAAAAUGUCAAAAUCUAUCUUUUUACUUUUUCUUCUGAUAAUCGUCUUCGUCUCAGCAUCUCAAGCAAGUCGUCAACUCUGGGAUGGUGGAAUCAGCGAAAUGUUUGGAUCCAAAUCCGGGUUUCACGGAUUUUCAGGGUUUUCGGGGUCCUCUGGAGGUGCUGGAGGAUCAUUCGGAGAUAUGAUGAAUGCUGGAGGUGCACAUACAUGCUCGGCGCAAGGAGCUUGUAAGGGUAAGAAGCUGACAUGUCCUGAGGAGUGCUACAAAUCAACCAACGUUAACAAGGAUGGUUAUAAAAGCACCAGCCGCAGCGGAGGAUGUUCAUUUGACUGUACGACCAAGUGUGCCGCGACUUGUUCAAAUUAACAUGUUAAUUUGCACAUAUAUAUUAUAUGUUCUUAUAUUAUGUUGAUAUGUUAUGUUAUAACACUAUAUAGUCUAUAUAUAUGAAUAUGAUAAACCGGCAACUAUAUGGGAGAGUUUAGGUCUCCCUUUGUAAUUUUGUAUGGAUCUUGAUUAGAAGCUUUCUAUGAAUCUAUGUACAUAAUAUGAUUUUGAAUAAAAGAAAAUUUAGUGUUUCUUAA